Messenger RNA from Oncorhynchus keta (chum salmon), 3552 nucleotides. Its product is annotated as gephyrin-like. Gene Ontology annotation, biological process: gamma-aminobutyric acid receptor clustering; molybdenum incorporation into molybdenum-molybdopterin complex; glycine receptor clustering. Lineage: Eukaryota; Metazoa; Chordata; Actinopteri; Salmoniformes; Salmonidae. Gene Ontology annotation, cellular component: postsynaptic specialization; cytosol; postsynaptic membrane. The coding region runs from base 60 to 2495 and encodes 811 amino acids. The record is from RefSeq and is a predicted model, not a curated record. The transcript has 25 exons. Gene Ontology annotation, molecular function: molybdopterin molybdotransferase activity.
UGUGCUCUGCUAUCGAUUCUCUCUGGAUCCUAAAGUGCGGGCGAGAGCGGUGGUAAAACAUGGCGUCGGAAGGGAUGAUUUUAACCAACCACGACCACCAAAUUCGAGUCGGAAUUCUAACGGUGAGUGACAGCUGCUUCAGGAAUCUGGCUGAGGACCGCAGUGGAGUAAACCUCAAAGAUCUGGUCCACGACCCGUCACUGCUCGGAGGCAUCAUAUCUUCCUACAAAAUAGUCCCAGAUGAGAUCGACGAGAUUAAGGAGACAUUGGUGGACUGGUGUGAUGAGAAAGAGCUGAACCUGAUCCUGACCACAGGGGGUACAGGCUUCGCCCCUCGUGAUGUCACUCCCGAGGCCACCAGAGAGGUGAUAGAGCGCGAGGCCCCAGGGAUGGCGCUGGCUAUGCUGAUGGGCUCGCUUCAGGUCACACCUCUGGGCAUGCUCUCCAGGCCUGUCUGUGGAAUCCGAGGGAAAACCCUCAUCAUUAACCUACCUGGUAGCAAGAAGGGCUCACAGGAGUGUUUCCAGUUCAUCCUGCCCGCUCUGCCCCACGCCAUUGACCUGCUGCGUGACGCAGUGGUGAAGGUGAAGGAGGUUCACGAUGCCCUGGAGGACCUGCCCUCACCCCCGCCGCCCCCUCUCCCCGCCCCUCACCCUCAACAGCUGAAUUAUUACUCUAAGGGUGUGCAGUGUGAGGAUGAUGAAGAUGAGAAGAUGAAGGACAUCGGGGCGGCGUCCACCGAGGACCACCACCACACCCACUCCCACCACCGCCACUCCCAUUCCCAUGGACACAACUCACACAUCACCGCCGCCGCCAUCGCUGCCAAGAUCCCAGACAGCAUCAUCUCCAGGGGUGUACAGGUUCUUCCCAGAGACACAGCCUCUCUGAGCACCACACCUUCUGAGUCGCCUCGCGCCCAGGCCACCUCGCGCCUCUCCACUGCCUCCUGCCCCACACCCAAAGCCCGGCUCCCCUCCUGCUCAUCCACUUAUAGUGUCUCUGAGGCCGCACGGAGAGAGUUCAGGGCUCACCUGGAUGAGGUCACCACGCUCCAGUCUAGGUACUCUACCUUGGACCAGCUCCACUCUAGGUUGGAGGGGCUCAACGAGGACCACAGAGGCCAUAGCAGAACCUACGACUCGCGAGUUCAGUCGCGGUGUGGCAGCAAAGAGAACAUCCUGAGAGCUAGUCACAGUGCAGUGGACAUCACCAAGGUGGCUCGCCGGCACCGCAUGUCUCCCUUCCCCCUCACCUCAAUGGAUAAGGCCUUCAUCACUGUACUGGAGAUGACCCCUGUGCUCGGCACUGAGAUCAUCAACUACAGAGAUGGGAUGGGUCGAGUCUUGGCGCAGGACGUUUACGCCAAAGACAACCUGCCUCCGUUCCCUGCGUCAGUCAAAGAUGGCUACGCCGUGCGAGCGGCUGAUGGUCCUGGAGAUCGCUUCAUUAUUGGAGAGUCACAGGCAGGACAGCAGCCCACGCACACGGUGAUGCCGGGUCAGGUGAUGAGGGUGACAACGGGGGCUCCUAUCCCCUGUGGGGCGGAUGCUGUGGUGCAGGUGGAGGACACUGAACUGCUUCGAGAGUCUGAGGACGGCACAGAAGAGCUGGAGGUGCGGAUCUUGGUACAGGCACGCCCUGGACAGGACAUCAGGCCUAUAGGUCAUGAUAUAAAGCGUGGGGAGUGUGUCCUGUCCAAGGGAACCCACAUGGGCCCCUCUGAGAUUGGCCUGCUGGCCACAGUAGGAGUCACUGAGGUGGAAGUGCAAAAGUUCCCCGUGGUGGCUGUCAUGUCCACAGGCAACGAGCUGUUGAACCCAGAGGAUGAUCUGCACCCAGGGAAGAUCCGGGACAGUAACAGAUCUACACUGCUGGCCACCAUUCAGGAGCACGGAUAUCCUACCAUCAACCUGGGCAUCGUCGGAGACAACCCAGACGACCUCCUCAAUGCCCUGAACGAGGGCAUUAGCCGUGCUGAUGUCAUCAUCACCUCAGGGGGCGUGUCCAUGGGAGAGAAGGAUUACUUGAAGCAGGUGCUGGACAUUGACCUCCAUGCCCAGAUCCACUUUGGACGGGUCUUUAUGAAGCCAGGUCUUCCCACCACGUUCGCCACUGUAGACAUUGACGGGGCACGGAAACUGAUAUUUGCUCUACCAGGUAACCCAGUGUCUGCUGUCGUCACCUGUAACCUAUUUGUCAUCCCUGCUCUGAGGAAGAUGCAGGGGAUCCUGGACCCUCGACCCACCAUCAUCAAAGCCAGGCUGUCUUGCGAUGUAAAGUUGGACCCUCGUCCAGAGUACCACCGCUGCAUCCUGACAUGGCACCACCAGGAGCCUCUGCCAUGGGCACAGAGCACAGGAAAUCAGAUGAGUAGUCGACUGAUGAGCAUGAGAAGUGCCAACGGGCUGCUGAUGUUGCCUCCUAAAACAGAGCAAUACGUGGAGCUGCAUAAAGGAGAGGUUGUGGAUGUGAUGGUCAUAGGACGACUAUGAUGAUGUCAUCUUACAGGGACAGAUGGAUAGACAGGAAGAGGAAGUGGUGCAUGUCCACAUAUCAUAACUAUUCUGUAAUAUGUAACGGCACAGCUAGUUUUUAUUGAUUUGGAUAAUAAAGUUGAUCAAGUAUAAUUAAUCACGAACACAAAAUAAAUGAGUACAUACAUUGAUCAUGAAAAUAUUAAUUUGAAAAGAUCAUUGUAUUUCAAAGACAAAAUGUAAUACCUUUAAAAAGUGGAGGGAAAAAAUAUAUAAAACAUAAGAGAAUUAUUCUGUAUUAUAUUAUUAUUAUAAGUAUCAUGAUUAUUAUGAUAAUUAUUAAUAUUAUAUUAUCAUAUUAAGCAACUCUUGUUUCUCUUUCAUCCUUGCAAUUGCUUUGUGUGUUCAACCCUAGACCUUAUAGAUAGAUAGCAGUAGCAUUUCAAUAGGAAGCUGUAGGUGCUUAACAGGAUUAAAAAAGAAAGCCUAUUUUCUUAUCUCACAAAAAGGUUCAAAAUACAUCUUCUUUUUUACAACGAAAACCCUUUUGAGAUUGUCAGAAGUCCCCCUUGGUCUAUGUUCUGAUUCUCCACCCUUCUCCUAAAGUGUGCACUUGCACACUCCCAGUCAUUUAAAUGCAUGGGUUUGGUGUAGGCAUUGGCUGGAGGUAGUUUCCACCAUUGCUAAAUCCAUGCAAGAAAGAAAACGGGAAAAGAGUGAAGAAUCAGGAUGUAACCUUGGUGCUCUGGCUUGAUAGGAGGAGUGCUUUCAGGGUCCUGAGGGUGCCUUUAGGUGACAGCUAUCUUUACCUCCCUUUAGUAUUCUUCUCUUCUAUGCCACAUUAUAUGGGCUUCAUUGUGCUUCAUAAUGGCUUCACACAGCUUUGCUUGUCGUUUAUCUUGUGAGUCGUGUUUAUGUGCGCAGUGCCAAAAGUGUUGGGCAUCAUGAUGAGAACUGGGCCUGUAUUUAUAAAGUGGCUCUGAGUAGGAGUGCUGAUCAAGGAUCAGGGCCCGUAUCCACAAAGCAUCUCUGUGUAGAAGUCCUGAUCUAGGAUCUGUCCAUAUAAUUUUUUUCA